Molecule: messenger RNA, 609 nt
Organism: Dreissena polymorpha
Lineage: Eukaryota; Metazoa; Mollusca; Bivalvia; Myida; Dreissenidae
Exons: 2
Coding region: 71-451 (126 amino acids)
Source: RefSeq, a predicted model, not a curated record
CGCCAAAUGCCACGUCGACGGAGGAUUUGGACAUUAAAAAAAACUCUACAGGAGGUCUGACUGCGAAAGUAUGAAACAAUUAGCGGCGGUCGUAAACAAGUCGUCGGUAACCAACAUCGCCGUUCGAUACCCAGCAUGGCCAUGGCGGAACUGGAAAGAGUUUCUUGGAGAUCAUUUAAAGGCGCUAGCUGGAAUAAGGAAGUACCAGUACUUCAAAUUUUGCGUCGAUGAACCUGGCUUAGUAACUGUAAGAGCCGCCGGAGACGCGACAGCCAUGACAGUAUGCAUCUUGAAGGAUUCUGCAUUCCGGUUCCGGGAUGCUGGUAGACCUGGUAUCGUUCACGCUGCCGGGUUGAACAAGGCCAGACAACACUACCUGCAUAAAACUGUUCGACCCUACGUUCGUCCUGCGUUUCAGGACCGUUUGUGUCCAGAGCCACAAGAAGAUUAACUUAAGAAAAAUAUAUUUGACAUACACUAUGUUUAACAGCGGUGUAUGAUAACAACCUGUGUGUUUCAUUGUAGUGUUGUCUAGGUUAAGCUUCCUAUCCAUGCUGUUCGACCGUUGCUUGGCAACGAUAUUGAAUUAUUGUUCUUUUAUUUAUUUUU